This is a messenger RNA of Menidia menidia (Atlantic silverside), 3781 nucleotides long. The record is from the annotation of a GenBank genome assembly. Lineage: Eukaryota; Metazoa; Chordata; Actinopteri; Atheriniformes; Atherinopsidae.
AUGCCGCUGAGGUUCCGCUCUGUUGUGCCCUACACACUGCCCGGCGUGCUCCUGUUGAUCGGCUGGUGGUGGUACACGUCGCGGAAGAAAGACCGGCUGGUGAGCUGCGCCGGCCCGGAGCGGUCCCCGGCGGCCGCCAGCACCAAAGCCCCCCAGGCGGAGGGCAGCAACGGAUUGGUGGAAAAAGACACGCCCCCCCAUGACACGGACAGCCCCGUUCACAGACCUGCGCAGGUCAAUAGCCAGAGAACAGAACACGAGAUCACGUCUCGGGUCCACAUUCUGGACAGGGAACCGGCGCUAACGCCAGAGGACGCCGCCGCCCCCCUUGGCAGGCCGCCGCAUUCUGUGCCCCCCGCGCUCGAUAAUGAAGAUAUUUCAAAGGGAUCGCUGACGGACCCCGAGGCAGCGGAAAGGGGUACGCCUCCCGCCGUGGCGGCGGACGAGGAGGCGGCGGCGAUAUCGGAAGAAGCGCCCGCGGAGGAGCACGUCCUGCCUCUCCGGGCCGGCGAGGCCGCCAUCCUCUCCUCCACGGCGGCGCUCCUCUCCGACGCCCAGAGGCCGGAGCCGGAGGGGGAAGUGGCGAAGCAGCACCACGCAGGCGUCGGCGGCGCACCGGGCCACGGCGUCUGCGCGCUCACCCCGCCCCGGGUGCCAAGGGCCGCCCUGUCCGAGGCCGGGUCCCCGGGGACGCCCCCUCCGGCGGAGGACUUGCACAAGUGCAUCCUGACCAGCACGCCCACCGACCCCACAGUCCAGGACCCCCUGUCCACCCCGCCCACGGCGGGAGACGCCCGCGACGAGGACGACACCAACGAGGACCAGGACCUGGAGCUCCUGGCGGCUGGACUCAUAACCGAGGUCAUCUCGGCAGCCACCCAGGAAGUCCUCGGGUCGGCCGGCCACGAGGCCGCAGAGGACCGCCCGCCGGCCUCCGUUAGCUCCCAGGAGGAGCCCACGGCGGCGAAACGGCAGCACCGGCCCUCCACGGGAGGCGCGGAGGCCCGCGAGGCAGCGGAGGAAGAGGCGCAGGGAGUGUCCAACGGCUGCCCCCCAGCGGCGCCCGCCGAGGCCGGCGCCGUCCAGGCGAUAGAGGCACAGGGCGAGCCCAACGGCUGCCCCCUGGCGACGCACCUAGCGGCCAAGCCGAGGGGCGACGAGGCGGCGGCGGCGCUGGCUGAGGACUCGGCCUGCAGCACCUGCCACUCGGAGGACGGCGUCAGCAGCGAGGACCUGCAGGGCGGCGCGGCGGGGAGCCAGAGCGACCCGGCCCAGGGGGCCGACCCGUCGGCCAAAGAGGCGGCGCAGCCCCAGUCGCUGGUGGAGGCCGCCUCCAUGGACGCCGUGUGCGAGAUAAAGAGGCUGCACGACAUCGGCUUGAGGAAUGGAGCCCACGGGCCGUGCGAGGUGGACACGGACCAAUCUGGAGGUUCUGACGUGAACAGCAUGGACUCGGUGGACAGCGGCUGCACCAUGAGCGCCAUCGAGAGCCAGGGCAACAGCGCCGUCUCCUCAAACUCGGAACUCGUCAUUUGGGAGAUCGAGGUGCCAAAGCAUCUUGUAGGCCGGCUGAUUGGGAAGCAAGGGAGAUAUGUGAGUUUCCUGAAGCAGAAUUCUGGUGCAAAGAUCUACAUUUCCACUUUGCCUUAUACACAGGAGUUCCAGAUCUGUCACAUAGAGGGUGUACAGCAGCAGGUUGACAAAGCCCUGGCACUCAUUGGCAAGAAGUUCAAAGACCUGGACUUGACCAAUUUGUACGCCCCUCCUCCACCCCCGCUCACAUUGCCAUCGCUUCCAAUGACUUCUUGGCUCCUGCUCCCCAGCGGAGUGACGGUCGAGGUGAUCGUGGUCAACAUCGUAUCGGCCGGCCACAUCUUCGUCCAGCAGCACACACACCCCACCUACCAUGCCCUGCGAAGUCUGGACCAGCAGAUGUUCCUGUGCUACUCGCAGCCGGGCACUCCCGCGCUGCCCUCGCCCGCUGAAGUCGGCGUCAUCUGCGCGGCGCCAGCAGUGGAGGGAGCCUGGUGGAGAGCGCAGGUCAUCACCUUUUACAAAGAAACCAACGAGGUGGAAAUUCGAUACGUGGACUACGGCGGCUACGACAGAGUUAAGAUCGAUUCGCUGAGGCAAAUCAGGCAAUCGGCCGGCCACAUCUGUGUUCAGUCGGAUUUUGUAACACUACCGUUUCAAGGUGCUGAAGUAUUGCUCGACAACAUUGCCCCACUUCCAGGAGAGGAUCGCUUCUCGGCAGACGCAACCACAGCAUUCGAGGAAAUGACCAGAGGCAUGGCCCUGCUCGCACAAGUCUCAAACUAUGAUAACAACACUGGCCUCCCGCUGGUCCACCUGUGGAACAUGGUCGGAGAUGAGGUGGUUUCGGUGAACCGCGCGUUGGCAGAGAGGGCCCUGGCUGUAUGGGUGGACGGAUUUUGAACUCCCGAUGUGGUUUCGGUUCCAGAUAACUCCCCCACCUCCCCCCCGCUCCCUUUAUUGGCUUCUGGUCGGCAGUCCGGGCCACAGGUCGUCCCGGGGAUCCAGACCCCACAAGACCCCAACGUGGUCCGAGAAGAUUGUCUUUCGUUUUUUCUCUUUUUCAGUUGUGCUCAUCCCCCCCACCCCACCUCCCCCCACCCCUUUGAACACAAAUUAAACCUUGCUUUCAGGCAAAAACAAAACAAAAAAACGACAUGAACGAAGCACUUCUUCGAAUAAGAUGAGCCUUUUCUCUUCUUGUCCACAACGUACAUCAAGAAGAAAAGGAAGAGGUUCUUGUCAUUUUUAAAAGAAAAUCUAUAUUGUAAGAAAAAUAAAGGUACAUCAAAUAUUUUUUUAGCCCCAUUCUACUUUAAUAUAUGCUCUGGGUCUUUGCACACAGACUGUGGAUCAUCUGCAUGGAAGGACGUGGCAAUUCACUGGUUGUGUGUCCAGUUACAAGUAGGCUGAUGUGGGGGUGGAGGAGGCGACUCAAAGGGAGGCGUCCUGUGGCCUCCGCAGGGACUCUGUCUGGACUUUUUACCUGAGAAGACUGAGGAACGAACCAUUUGCCUAUUUUCUUUUUUUUUUCUUCUUUUUUUAAACCCCCCACCCCCACCUCUGACAUACACUACAUUAGAAGAAAUGGGAAAUGUAUUGUACGACACCAAAUGCACUUGAACUUAAUUGCUUUUGUUUUUUUGUUUUUCCCUUUUGUUUUUCUAAACUGACACUGAGCUGUGCAUAACUAUGUCUUCUUUAUGUUUAAUUUGCAUUUUGCUGACUGAGACUACUUGCAAAUGAGAAAAGGGGCCGGAGUGGCAACCCCCUUCGCGCCGGGCUCCGUUUGAAAUGACCGGGGUAGCUGCACGCAUCUUCUCUGCCUUUGGUGGAACCCUCCCCCCCUUCAAAUAUCCACCUUUAGUGGGCUAAAACUCUAAAAGCUCCUCUGUUCUGCUCCGGUCCACGGUCGGAAAGGCUUGAUGGAACCAUAACGCAGUCAGAUGGGGAUUUUUCAGCUGUUAAAACACCAGACAGCCUGUGUUUCUACAGGGCAGUCCAAAGGGAAUUCAGCUGCUCGCCGUCUUGUUAAAUAGUUUCCAUAUUUUUGGAGUUCGUCGACACCAAACCCACCUGAGAAGCUUAUUGGCUCCGAAACCACGAGCUUUACAAUGUAGAAUGGAGGAUUAGACUCCAUCACUGACCCAUUUGUGUCCAGCUUCGGGGAGCGUUUGCAUGUGGCCGGUGGCCCUAAACGUCCAGGGGAAGAUGGCCGCCCCCUGUACCUCAGUGUGGCUGAGGGAGU